CUCUCGCGCUGCAGCUCCCCUUAUCUCUUCCUCCGGUUGCUGCGUGCCUCUGUCUUUUCUUUUUCUUUUUUUCUUUUUCUUUUUUGGCUCUUUUCCUGUUCUCAUUCGGGGGACCCUCUUUUUUUCGCGCCCGGACUCGCCCCAAUAAGGAAUCUCGCCCGCCGCACCUCAAACCGGUACCACCGCAACCACCCACCCCUCAGCCCAACCACCAUCAUGUCUGGGUUGACCCUGGGGGGAGGAGGAGGAGGAGGAGCAGCAGUGGGCGUGCGACCAACACAAUCCGCAGCCUUCCCUUCUCGCCAGGAUUCCGCCGAUGCCGACCGUUCCUCUUCCUCCACCACCCACACCCACAACCCCCUCCACGCCCUUCCCUCUUCCUCCCAGCUCUCCGACGACUUCUCCUUCGUCUCGCCAAUCAGUCCCGCCGACUCCUCUAACGCCAACGAUACCACCCUGCUGCAGGACUCCCUCUUUCCCGAAUGGAGUGCCGGUACCCCCCGUGGCGGAAUUGACUCUCCCGACGAGUUGCAACGGAAGGACCCUCUGGCCACCCAGAUAUGGAAGCUGUAUUCUAGGACCAAGGCCCAGUUGCCCAACCAGGAGCGCAUGGAGAACCUGACCUGGCGUAUGAUGGCCAUGAGCAUGAAACGCAAGGAACAGGAACGUGUGCACCAGUCUCGUCUCGCUGCGAGGCACAGCAUCUCCGGCCCUAGUGGCAUUGCUCAACUACGUCUCACCGAUCGCGAUCCCCUCCCCUCCCACCCCUCCACCGAUCUCUCCGUGGAUCCCAUGAACCUGGACGAUUUCAUUGCCACAAAAGGAUCCGAGGCGACAUCCGCGGCCAUCCCGAUCAAGUCCCGCAAGGACCAAAUCGCCGAGCCCACCCCCGUCCCGGCCUCAUUCCCCCACCCGCCGCAGGAUCAGCGGAAGAACAGCGAGUUCGGCUACGUGCCCCGUCGCGUGCGCAAGACGAGCAUCGACGACCGCCAGUUCUUCAACUUGCAGGUGCCCACCCGCAAACGCCCCGCCGAGUCGUCGCCCCAGGUGCCGCCCGUGUCGAACGCCAUGCUGGCCCAUGACCCGGAUUUGUCGGGCGGUGUGCCGGACUACACCCUGGAUGCGUCCUCGUCGGCCUUCGCGGCGCUGCACCACAACCACCACCCUUCCCACCACAACCACACCUCGCCCGGCGUGCCGUUUGGGCUGGAUACCUACGGCCUGAGCGAGGACCCCAUUCUCACCUCCGCCGGUCCCUAUCAGACACAGUUCACCUUCUCUCCGACCGACUCCCCCAUGACGUCCGGCAACCCGUUUGCCAACCUGUACGCCCACACCCCGGUGGCGUCCUCGCUGAACUCGACCGAUUUCUUCUCCCCACCGCCGUCGGGGUACCAAUCGACCGCAUCGACCCCGCAGCCCGCGUACGACGGCGAACAUUCCAUGUUCUUCGACAUGCCGUCGGUGGAUACGCGCACGCAGCGACGGGUGCCGAACUACGUCACGCAGCGCUCCAACCUGUCUGCGUCGCUGCAGCCCCGAUACAUGUUCAACCAGAGCCAAGACCAGUCGCACCACGGUGGCCACGCCUCGUCGAUGCAUUCGCCGGGCUAUCCGAUUCCCCAGCCGCAGCACGUGGAUCCCACGCAGGUGCUGGGUCCGGGCGAUUUUUCGACUGGGGCCUCGCACGCGGCCAUGUUCAGCUUUGGAGCGGACUCGGAUAACGAGGACGAGGACGGGAACCAGUUCUCCGACCGUGCGGGGUUGCCGAUGCCGACCGAUCUGGACGACGCCGCCGAUCUGAACGGCGGGAUGCAGUGGGACGCUCAGUUCCCCGGAUCGUUCCACUCUCUGCCCGGGUUCAGCGCGCAGCAUCGCAAGCAUGUGACGAUUGGAUCCGCCGACAUGAUGGAUACCCCGAGCGAGUGGAACCAGAACGGCAGUCUGGGCCGCACACACGGAUCGGCGGCCUCGGUCAGCGAGGUGCGCAACCGCGAGCAGGACCCCCGCCGGCAGAAGAUCGCCCGGACGGCUUCGACGCCCAACGCACCCCAGCUGCUGCGGCAGAGCAUGAACGGAGGCACGCACACGUCGCCCAACACGCCGCCCGAGUCAGGCUUGAACAGUGCCGUACCGUCCCGGCCCGCCAGCCCGGGCGGGUCGAAGAGCGGCGAGAGCAGCGGCCCGACCACGUGUACCAACUGCUUCACGCAGACCACCCCGCUGUGGCGCCGCAACCCCGAGGGGCAGCCGCUGUGUAAUGCCUGCGGGCUGUUCCUGAAGCUGCACGGCGUGGUGCGGCCGCUGUCGCUCAAGACGGACGUGAUCAAGAAGCGGAACCGCAGCAGCGCCAACAGCCUGGCGGUCGGUACGUCCCGGUCGUCGAAGAAGUCGGCGCGCAAGAACUCGGUGCAGCAGGCGACGGUCACGACACCCACCUCGAGCCGCGCUCAGAGUGGCACGGCGUCUUCGGAGUCUCCGCCCGCCAUGCCGGUCGGUGGUGGUUCCUCUUCCAGCCGCGCCGCCGGCGUGGUGCCUAUCGCGGCCGCGCCGCCUAAGUCCAGCCCGGCCUCGACGAGCUCUCCAGGACAGACUCGGGGAUCAGUGCAGAUGGCGCCGAAGCGUCAGCGUCGGCUGGAAAAGGCCACCGACGUGGAGGCUGCCGAGGAGGCGAGCAAAUCCAGCACGACGUCGAGCGGCCGCUCCAAGGUGGUCCCGUUGGCGCCCGCGAUGCCCCCGGCCGCGGCCAACCCAGCCAACCACAGCAUUGCGGGCGGGCAGGGCGCCAGUCAGGAGUGGGAGUGGCUGACGAUGAGUCUGUAA
Messenger RNA from Aspergillus heteromorphus CBS 117.55, 2823 nucleotides. RefSeq names its product nitrogen regulatory protein area. NCBI's taxonomy places the organism in Eukaryota, Fungi, Ascomycota, Eurotiomycetes, Eurotiales, Aspergillaceae. Gene Ontology annotation, molecular function: DNA-binding transcription factor activity, RNA polymerase II-specific; RNA polymerase II cis-regulatory region sequence-specific DNA binding; zinc ion binding. The transcript is spliced from 3 exons. The record is from RefSeq and is a predicted model, not a curated record. Gene Ontology annotation, biological process: nitrate assimilation; positive regulation of transcription by RNA polymerase II; negative regulation of transcription by RNA polymerase II. Bases 217 to 2823 code for a protein of 868 amino acids. Gene Ontology annotation, cellular component: nucleus.